Molecule: messenger RNA, 675 nt
Organism: Solanum tuberosum (potato)
Lineage: Eukaryota; Viridiplantae; Streptophyta; Magnoliopsida; Solanales; Solanaceae
Exons: 1
Coding region: 1-675 (224 amino acids)
Molecular function (GO): nucleic acid binding
Source: RefSeq, a predicted model, not a curated record
AUGGCAGUUGUUGCACGUCCUAGAUUUGACGCUAAUGGAGUUGAGUUAUUUUUGGGAAAAAUAGGAAUUUUUCCAUUUGUAGUUAAGGAACCAGCCAAACGGAAUAGCAAAAAUCGAACAACAGGAACUAUUGAAACAAAACCAAUUUUAUCGGUGACUAAAGAUAUCACAAGAGCUUGUUUGAUAGAGAAAGUUCUUCCAGCCAUUCGAUCAAAAUGGCCAGCUUCAACGUCAAGGUCACCCAUUUUCAUCCAACAAGAUAAUGCAAGACCACAUAUUGGUGUUAAUGAUUUGGAAUUCAUGGGCGCCGCUCAACGGGAUGGAUUUGAUAUUAAGUUAUGCUUUCAACCCCCUAAUAGUCUUGAUCUUAAUGUUUUGGACCUUGGAUUUUUUAGAGCAAUUCAAUCUCUUCAAUAUCAAAAUGCUCCUUCAAAUGUUGAUGCAUUAGUGGAGGUUGUUGAAAAAUCCUUCAAUGAAAUGAAAGUAGAACGACUCAAUCAUGUAUUUUUGACUUUGCAAUGCUGUAUGAAUGAGGUGAUGAAAGAUAGCGGUGGCAAUAACUACAAAGUGCCUCAUAUGAACAAAGAAAGACUCGAAAGAGAAAAUGAUCUCCCACUUCAAGUUCGUUGCUAUGUUGAUGUUGUUAAUCAAGCUUUAACUCUACUUCAACAGUGA